AUGAACGGCAAUCAUUUCCCUACCUUUGAGAACCGCACUGCCUGGCUGGCUGACGCCAUGAGAAUCCUCGACCAGGUCUUCCUUCAUUCAGACCUAGGACGGGAUUUCAUUAAGCGCGUGGCGGUCUUACGUGACCGCGUCCAGUCUUGCGCCGCCCGGCAUGACUCCGAGGUCGACAAAGAGAUAGCGAUACACCGAGACGCCAUAUACCUACAGCACGAUGUCCACAGGGCCACCAACUAUCACAACUUCAUCCACCGGCUCGAGGAGGCCGACACCCUGAACCUCGUCGCGUGCUACCUGCCAGAGAGUUCGUGGGUCCAAGACAUGCUCCGUAAGCCCGGCUUUAUCGUUGAUUGCUAUCUCUGCCGUGAGUGGGCGACCGGCCACGACCAGGCCAGAGACUGCGGGUUCCCCACGAUGCUUCCCGUCGUGUUCCUCCGACACUUUACGGACGAGCGCCGGGACUUUUGCCAGUGGCUCCAGAAGCUGGUGGCCGGCUUGGCCAUGCUCCCACAGCCCCCGACGCCGAUGGACGGCUAUAUCGCCCGCGUGGCCGAGUACAGCCGAGCGCACAGCCACGGCGAAAACGUCUGGACGUACGAACGCAUCUUUGAAACCAUGAAAGAGGCCAAGUUCCGAGCUGAGGGGCGCCAGAUCAACUACCGGCAGUUCCUGUGGACGGGCUGGGGGGACACGCUCGGGAGGAUCAGGCACGACUGGGCCACGGCCGCGACGCGCGUCCGCGGCUUCCUGGCACCCGACCGAUCUGAAGAGCUCGUGAAGGCGAUCCGAAACGACGCGGGGACGUACUACGUGCGGUCGCUCAGGCUCACCGGGGACCAGCAGUGCGUCGACCAGCAGCCCAGACAGUGGGUGCUCGAAUGGCUGCGGCACUACCGCUCCGCGUCCAAGCCGCGGUUCAAGCGCUGGAGGAGGAUCCUGACUAUUGAUCGCGUGUGGCCGCUGUUCUACGUCGUCAAGAGCCUCGACAUGUUUGUCAAGAUACGGUUCCGCGAGACCGGCCGCGGGUGCUGGGAGUACAGGUGGAUCGGCAGGCUCGACACUCCCGGGUCGGAACUGUGGACGCUCGUCCGUUCCAACGUGUGGGACGAACAGGCCAGGCGCACGGCUGCCGAGUGGAGUGAGGAGCCGGAACGGGGGAGCGGACACGAGGGUGGGGAGAGCGAGGCGAGCCGCGGGCGUGUCAACGAGGGCCAGGAUAACGACUCUUGA
Molecule: messenger RNA, 1236 nt
Organism: Colletotrichum graminicola M1.001
Lineage: Eukaryota; Fungi; Ascomycota; Sordariomycetes; Glomerellales; Glomerellaceae
Exons: 1
Coding region: 1-1236 (411 amino acids)
Source: RefSeq, a predicted model, not a curated record